AUGCCAUCUCAACCAGACGAUCUCUUACUCUCUCUCCAAACAUCUCUCCGCAACGCACUAGCAACGUUUGGGCCAAGCAGCACUCAGUACCGCAACAUCAAGCUUAUAGUCGACGAGUACGCGGCAAAUCUUGCUAUGCAGGGGUUGUCGAUAGGUUCUAGUGAAUCAUGUCAGGUUGGAGAGGAUAUGCAGACGGAUUGAGGGAUUAUGUGUGUGUUG
Messenger RNA from Bipolaris maydis ATCC 48331, 219 nucleotides. RefSeq lists its product as uncharacterized. The record is from RefSeq and is a predicted model, not a curated record. Lineage: Eukaryota; Fungi; Ascomycota; Dothideomycetes; Pleosporales; Pleosporaceae.